This is a messenger RNA of Lycium ferocissimum, 662 nucleotides long. RefSeq names its product small ubiquitin-related modifier 2-like. NCBI's taxonomy places the organism in Eukaryota, Viridiplantae, Streptophyta, Magnoliopsida, Solanales, Solanaceae. The transcript has 3 exons. The coding region runs from base 20 to 376 and encodes 118 amino acids. Gene Ontology annotation, cellular component: nucleus. Gene Ontology annotation, molecular function: protein tag activity; ubiquitin-like protein ligase binding. The record is from RefSeq and is a predicted model, not a curated record. Gene Ontology annotation, biological process: protein sumoylation.
UCCUUCAUAAUUCAUAAAUAUGGGGGAAAAGAACUCAUUUACUCUCAUUAUCUGUUUGUAUCUUCUUUCACUUCCCAUCUCUAAUUUUUCCAAGAAAGCAGAGAAAAAAAUGGCAGAAGAACCAAGUAAAGUAAAGCUCAAAAUUAAAUCUCAGGAUGGUACAUUUGUUCAUUUCGAAGUCAAUUCUAGUAUUAUUAUGAAGGAGCUAUUCGAGGCAUAUUGUAAGAAAAAGCAAAUAAUAGACUACAAAACAGUUCGAUUCUUCUUUGAUGAAAAACGUAUUUCGUCGAGAAACACUGUAAAUGAACUUGGAUUAGAAGAUGGUGACCAGAUUGAUGCUAUGCUGUUUCAAGUAGGUGGAGGUUAUGCACGCUGAAUAAUGAAGAACAUAUCACAGAUGAAUAUGUUGCUUGCACUAUCCUAUUUUCUGGUUUUCAUUAGAAUAUCUACUUAGUACUGAAUAGUUAGAAUCUUAGGCAACUCAAAAAGGAAAAUCAAUCAUGUUACUCUGACCAGGUUGAAAGGCACUAUUUAUUAAUGUCAAUGUUAUUAUCUUUUUCAUUGUGGUGGAUUUCUCAAUGUUAUUAUCUUUUUCAUGUAAUGGUGAAUAUGAUCUACCAUGUGUCCAAACAGCAAUGUAUCUACAGUUUUUUCAGUUUUUU